Molecule: messenger RNA, 3723 nt
Organism: Macrobrachium nipponense
Lineage: Eukaryota; Metazoa; Arthropoda; Malacostraca; Decapoda; Palaemonidae
Product: serine proteinase stubble-like
Exons: 12
Coding region: 500-3343 (947 amino acids)
Biological process (GO): proteolysis
Molecular function (GO): serine-type endopeptidase activity
Source: RefSeq, a predicted model, not a curated record
AAGACGCACGGGCAGGCUGCCUACCUGCCCCAAGAGUAGCUCUCAGGAACCAGACCGCUCCGGCUUUUUUUGCUGAAUCUUUUUUCUUUCUUUUUUUUUUGCGUUUGUUACACUUGUUUUUAUUUAUAAGGUUUUUCUUUGCAAAGUGAAAGUGGUGAGACCAUUUCAGUGAAUGUGAAAAACUACAGUGUUGAAGCGAAAGUAAAAGCUUCUUAUUUCAUCUUGGAUUUUUUCUUGAACGGAUCCAUUAGUUUGGAGUUAAAAGUGAUCUUAGAUGGCAUUUUCAAUGGCAAAGUACCUGAUUAUGAAAGGAAAAAAGAAAAGGGAGUUUUUAAAGUUACAAAAUCUUUGAAAAAGAUAUAUUCACUAUUUAUAGCAGUACUGUAACCGAAAGACUUUUCAAGAAAAUAAAAAAAAAAUAUAUAGAAAACAUUACAGGAAAAUAGAAGAGUGACAACUGACACUAAAUCCUGAGUGUUUUCCCGAGGAAAAUUAAUGAAUGGGAAACUACGAAGAAAAUAUCAACAAGAAAAUGAUCUGGAACCUCGUAAAUACUCUUCUUCUGACCUGUUGGGCCAGUUUCCAAGUUCACGGACAAGACUUCGUGGGCGGAAUUGCGGCAAUUGGAACCAACGAAACCGCGACGGCAAGUAAUGUCGGUGCCCCUCGUACGGGUUGCAUUGACCUCAACCCUUCCUGCUCCGGCUGGGGCGCCCGAGGAGAGUGCCAGUCGAACCCUCCUUUCAUGCUCGUCAACUGUCCCGCGACGUGCAACUCAUGCUUACCUCAAGCGAAGGAAAGUUGCGUAAACAUAGGAGAUGAAUUGUCCUGCGAGCUCUCCGCAUCGCUAGGACUCUGCCUCGUCAAUCCUUCAUACAAUCUGCGAUUCUGCGCAGGUUCCUGUAAGGAGUUCAUCGACAUCUGCAAAGAACAGUCCGACGUACGAGAUACAUCCAGCUGUACCAGCUUGAGGACUAUUACAGAUCCUGAAUUUGAGUGUGGCGUCAUCCCAUCGCCCAGCCGCAGGGGAUUGGCGCCCAGAAGAAAUUUCAUUUACGAAAUGAUUCGAAGUCCAAGAAGACUAUCGUCUCCCGAUCCCGACCAGUGGAGCCCAUCGCAAUAUCUUACAGGUUCCACCAAGCCCCGAAGGCAACGCCCGAGGAAACCAGCAGCGAAAAGAAAACAUAAGCUCAACGGGAUUAAAAAGCGAAGACGCAAGACGAACAGAAACGAGGGGACUGGAGGGAAUCGUCAACAAGUCACAAUUCCUUGUGAAUGUGAAUUAGUAAAUGGAGAUUGUCCAUGCCCAAACGGAAAUACAUCCUCUACUACGACGACGACUUCUACGACUACUACUACGACGACGACCUCUACGACGACGACCUCUACAAUGACGACCUCUACGACGACGACCUCUACAAUGACGACCUCUACGACGACGACCUCUACGACGUCGACCCCUACGACGACUUCUACCGAGAGCAACUGCGGCACCAUCGUCAGGACCAACACUCAGACGGAAAUCACCGUGAUGGAACCCUCUGACUGGCUUCCCAUCUUGAUUCCAGUUGCUGCCGUGGUGGCUCCGGCUGUGGCCAUCCCGCUGGGGGUUGGGAUUCCAGUGGGAAUAGCGGCAGCUCCUCCACCUCCACCACCACCACCACCACCUCCUCCUCCUCCUCCUCCUCCUCCUCCUCCCCCUCCUCCUCCUCCUCCUCCUCCUCCUCCUCCUCCUCCUCCUCCUCCUCCUCCUCCUCCUCAACAGGAGAAUAACUUCGAAAGUGCUGCCAGGGCUUUGGUACCCAACUGUGAUCAUUAUGGAUACAAAAGAUUAAGGCGAGAUUUAGAUGACCUAAUAUACCAACAUACAGGAAGACCCUUGAACCCUAAAGUAAUCGAGCUACUUAAUGCUAUAAACUACUGCAGGUAUGGGUCAGCAGAGAGGCCAAAUGCUUUAGCUGCUCAGUAUGCACUUGGAGGGGGUCCGGCGGAUGUGGAACCUCCCAAAUAUUGGCCUGGAUUUAGUUAUCCAGCAUUAUUCAUUCAUAACGGGCCCGAGGACGACAACAGUGGCUUCCCAGUAACUCCAGCUCCUGGAUCCAGCAAUCUUCCAUCUAUUCUUCCUCCUCUUCCUGUAACCGUUGCUUCUGCUGGGUCUCCUCUUCUACCAGAUGAGAGAGAAAAACCUUUGGUAUCACCUGUACCUGGUGUAUUACCUACUACUGAAAGCCCGACAGGGAUAUUCACGCCUCCUGAAGGCCCUAUAGUGAUAGUCGCUCCUCCUGACAGCCCCUCGGUAACCAUAGCACCCCCAGAAGAUUCUUCAGUGAUUGUACCACCUUCAGGAAGACCUGCAGUGACGGAAGUAGCUCCUAAAGGGCCUGCAGUGACAGCGACAGCUCCCCUAGGAUCCUGCAAGAUUGCAGGACAGCGACAGCUCCCUAGGGUAUCUUGCAAUGUGACGGAAGCAGCUCCCGAAGGUCCUGCUGUGACUGAGGCAGCUACUGAAGGUCCUGCAGUGAUAGAAACACCCCCAGGAGCCCCUGGUGUAGCAGGAACCCCUGGUGUAGCAGGAGCCCCUGGAGAUGCAGGAACCCUUGGCCUGGUCCCGGCAGCUGUUGGUUCAACUGAUGGAGAAGAAAACAUUAAUGACAGAGACAAAUUCUUUUGCGGAGGAGCACUUAUAACCAACACGCACAUCCUCACAGCUGCACACUGCCUCGUCACCAUAAGGCCAUCCGUCAUCCGUCUCGGGGAGAGAGAUUUCACCAGAACCACAGAGAGCAAAGCUAUUGACUACGAAGUCAGGAAAAUCACUAUACAUCCCGACUAUGACCCCAGAUACAGAUACAAUGACCUUGCGGUAAUUGAGCUCGAGAGCGAAGUGGCUUUCACACCUCUCAUCCGACCUUACUGCCUGCCUUCCUCAAAACAAUUCCUAGACGGCCUCUCCUGCACCGUAUCCGGAUGGGGAACUCGUCCUAACGAACUAGCGUCGACGCUCCUGCUAAAUGUAGAGGUCACUGUGAGAUCCUUGGACGAAUGUAAUGCUUUGUACGAGGAGGCUCAAGACCUUUUCACGGAGGAGUACCCGAAUAAGUUAGACGACUCUCUCCUGUGCGCUGGUGGGGGUAUCGGAAGAGAUGUUUGUCGGGGUGAUUCGGGCGGCCCGCUGGUGUACGAAGGCGGAGAUGGGCGCAGCCAGGAAGUGGGCGUGGUCAGCAGCGGUCUUGGAUGUGGUGACCCCCGAUACCCGGGCAUCUAUUCCCGCACGGACGCCUUCCUGGCAUGGAUAGAUUCUGUCGUGUACGGCGUCUGUGCCCGGGUAUUGACGGUCCCUUAGAUUCGUCUGCACAGUCGUUAAUUUUUCUUUUCCUUUCCUAUACGUACAGGGCUCUCCUUAAUUAUUAGUGUAUUUAUUUAUUAAUUAAUUUAUUUAUGCAUUUAUUUAUUCAUCUACUUAUUUAUAAAUACCCUACCAUUAAUUUUGUUGAAGGUGUUUUUAUAGAAAACAUCUGCCUCGUUAUUUCAAAUCUUUUUAUAAAUAGUCACAAAUAUAUCUAUAUACACGAACACACACACAUACACGUACAAACAGAAAAAAAUUGUUAGUUACAGUCAACUGUAACAUCAUUGUGAUGCGUUAUAUUCCGCAAUAUGUGCAUGCAGUAUAAUGGCGCCCAUAUCCAAAAAGUGUUUGCUUGCAUGCCUAUGCCUUUAUAU